Messenger RNA from Hyalella azteca, 3351 nucleotides. RefSeq lists its product as uncharacterized. The coding region runs from base 40 to 3087 and encodes 1015 amino acids. NCBI's taxonomy places the organism in Eukaryota, Metazoa, Arthropoda, Malacostraca, Amphipoda, Hyalellidae. The record is from RefSeq and is a predicted model, not a curated record. The transcript is spliced from 12 exons.
AUAAUAUUUCCCAGCCUAGCCCCAUCCUAUUUAAAUUGAAUGGAAGACAUAAAUUAUUGCGUUAAUAGGCAAGUUAAAAACAGAAAAAAUCAAACUAAGUCAACUGCAUCCCUCUCAAAACGGCAGAGAGCUGGAAAAUCCAAUGAUGCCUCCAGCGUCUCAUUUUUGACCAAGAGAAAGGAAGUACAGCUGCUACAAACCAAGGAUCAGCAACUGCUACAGGAUGAUCCAAACCGAGUCACUUCUGGACGACUAACAAUCAAACAAGGCAUCUUCAGCAGAGCAAAAUUUUCAGGAAUGGUUUCAAGAGGCUUGAACAAGAAAAUGCAAGCUAAAGCUGAGGCAAGUCUGGCGCGCAUCCUAAAGCUUGCUCAUCAGGAACCAGAGAAGCGCACCAGUGACAGUGAUGCUUCAGGUGGAAGUUCAUCUCCAGUGAUAUGUGAUGCUUCCUCUGACCAGAACUCUGAUGCUGGCCAAAAGUUGACCAUCACUCAAGACAACAUCCCACCAAAGCCUGAGAAUGAAGCUUCUUCGUCUCAUGCAGCCACUCAAGCAGUGAAUAAUAAACCUCAUCAGAGGUGCAAGACUCGCUUCGCCAAACCCUACUGUGUUGGUCCUGCACAGGCUCGUCUUGAUGGCAAGCGCAGGACCAGUGAUAAGUCAAGCUCAGGCGCUGGUCCUGCGAGCGACUCUCGAGGUAGUCAGAUUGUCACACCGACCUCCCCAUCGACGCAGGAGCCGCAGUACGCAGACUUCAUGCAGCAGAUCAUCAGCAAACUGGACAACAACAUCCGUGACAUGAGCGCCGGCAGAGAUCUGAAGGCAGAGACGAUCAAGAAGUUGGAAGAUAUUUACAACAAGGCCUCAGAGCGAAGACGUGCUGCUGCAACUACAAACUCUGGUCAUGUUGCCGGCUACAGUAGCACUGAUACUCCACUGCGUAGCCCAGCUACCGUCAUCAGCCGAACGUCAGCGUGUAGCCCCACCACGAACACCAGUCUGGUGUCAGUGAGCAGACCACACACUGUCAGCAUCCUGUCCAGUGUCAGCAGCACGUCGACACUCAGCAGUUUCCCCCUGGUCAGCAGCAGCCCAGCAGCAGCAAGCAGUGGCAGAUGUGUUGCUUCAGUGAGCAGCAACACGGACGAUGAAUCGAAACAGCAAACUGGCGUAGUUUCAAGCUCGUCUGCCAUGCCGUCUGCUCUGGACUUCUCAAUCCACCCCGAGCAAGUGAUAUGUGCCCCCAAGAAGCUCUUUGCUCGGCAUGAAGCUAAACUGAUGAACCCAAAACUCGUCAAGCAAGUUGAUGAGACGUUCCAUCAUCCCACAGUCAAACGCAAGAAAAUCUGGGUCAGUGAGACUGAAAAAGUACGUGAUGAAGAAUUGGCAUUGCCAUCAGAACCUAAAAUGGAACUGUCGCGCGUUACUCUUAACUCACCUUUACCAUCGAUACAAGAAAAAUCGGUUAUCGCCGACCCAUUAUUGUAUUUGAAAGGUUGCACCGAAUCUAAUAACACGUGCAAUAGGAAUGACUAUGAAGAACUUCAUCCAAGAUCAACACAGACAUGUCAGUUGGCUGUCAUGGAUAAAACUGAGAGACGAAUGGUCCGUUUUGAUGACCAUGAAAUGUUCUCUUCCGACGGUUCACAUAAACAUGAAAAUUUUGACGAUUUUAAACAUGGAAUUUCUUAUCUCGAUGAUCAUCAAAGUCGAAAAUAUGGCAAAAUCGUUCGCAUAGGUCACUGUCGCGAUAUCACAAACCGUUAUAGGGAGAUGUUAUCUAGCUCCCAGCCGCUCCCUGAUGAUAUGCUGUGUUGUUACGAGCCGCGAUCCUUGGCUUUGCAGCCUGUCAGUCACGAUUCCGCAAAUCCGAUGGGGCUCUCUAAGCCGAGUGUUGAUGAUGUAUUGUACACAAUGAGGAUAGAUAGUGGUCAUGGGUCACAAUCUUAUCAGGAUUGUGCGCGCUCAGCAUUUCUUCCCUUUGCCUCAAAGAAAAAUUGGUCCAACGUACGAACUUCGUCGAGUGGUAGCAAAGAUUUACCUCAGUCAGCCGUUGUAAGAUUUCCUUCCAACUUGUCAAUGCCAGCGUUGCCUGCAAGUCACAUUCCCACAUCGACAGCAGCCAAUACUCAAGCUCAUGACGAAUCACAUUGGCAUGACUGUGUUUGUACAGUAACUAGGAAAUCUCGCAAGCCACCGACUGUCGAGUUCGGGAAGAGGGAGUCGGGAGCUCUUGUUGCAAGGUUCCCCUCCAUUAGCAGCCAUGGCAAUUGUCUUGCCUCUGAUGUGUGUUGCAUGUCCAGCAAUAGUUAUUCGUCCACUUCAGCAGUGAGCUGCGGAUCUUUCCCAAGAUCUGUAACUGAUGAAACAGCUGACUCGAGACCUCAAAAUGAUUACGCCUCAGGAACAAAUUCCACGUCCAGUUAUGGUUCGUCAUCUAGAGCUGACGCUGCGUGCUCAUCGAGGAAUCGGAGAUCUGACUUCAUGUUUAAUUUGGCCCAAGAAAAUAUUCCAGAAGCGAGUUAUGACGCCAACACGAAGUUUCAUGUGAAUUCGUCAUACCGAGCUGAUUUCAACGAUAAUAGAGUCUAUAAGAACGAUCCUGCGACCAGGCAUUUCAGUGACGGUCACCGCGGAGCAGAUAAUGGCGCUCAAGCUUCUGCCUGCACCAGAUGCUUGUGCUGCGAGUCUCACUCCAGGACUGGCGGGCUGAAGCGCGAACAGAUCUCUCCUGCUGCGGUCUGCGGCGGUAAUUCCUGUACGAAAUCCGAAGUACGUCGUUACAUGGCCGCCGCGCGCCCGUCCCCUGACGUCCCGACGGUUCACGAGAGUGAUUCCAGUCGACGAAGAACUACACGUCACAGCGACUAUUGUUCUUCAUGCGCUUCAUCUGACUGCCGUGCCGACUAUACAAGAGGAGCACCACCACAAGGCUCUGUAGCUGACGUCCCAGCCAACGCACGACGCAUCACAACACGAGACGCGCCCCCACAACACCCGCCCCAGUUACAUCCUGGUGCGACCACCCGCGACGGGAUCUCAUUCAGGAGCUGCUGCUGCCGGUCUGUCAUGUCCCAUAGCCAGUGACGUUAUGGGUGCUGCGUCUGUUCAUUUCCUGAAGACAGUGCGCCAUCGUACACGGGCGUUCAGAUGAUCAUUUAAGAUAAAUGUCGGAACACGCCGCUGCUUGUCACGCCGUGCAGUGUAUUUGAUUAAUCUUUUAUUGUACUAAAUUAAGCUGUUCGCUAGUAGGACAUUAAGUUUUCUACAUAUUUUAAGUUAUUUAUCCUGCCGUUUUGAACUUUAAUAAAUUUAAUACUCGUGACCUGAUUGAUGCAAGGGAUCAUACUA